AUGAACACCACCCUGGUACAUGGCUGGGUUGCCUCGCCAAAUGAACGCGGCACAAUCGAUAUCAUCUGGAGCUGCGUCGUCACUGUCUUUUUGUGCAGUUGGUCUGUCGUUUUCCUGAAUAUACCCGAAAAGCACGACUUCCGAUCGUAUCUGUCGACGAAGCUGUCAUGGGUCGCCUUCACCAUCUUCUUUCCAGAGAUCCUUGCAUCGUUCGCCCAGGUCCAAUACCUCUCUGCCCGACACUCUGUGGCCGCGUUUCGUAAACUCGGGUAUCCCGAAUGGUCCAUGACGCACGCCUUCUUCGCCGACAUGGGUGGCUUUGUGCUUGAUGCCCCAGACUAUCCACGCUUUCCCAUCAACGCCCACCAGGUUCACUACCUUGUAAAGAAUGGCUUCCUCGACUUCCCCACGAUCAAACGCGAAACUCUCCAGGACAAGAACAAAGCAGACGCUUUCGUACGUAUCCUUACAUCCGUUCAGAUCUUCUGGUAUGCACUUCAAUGCAUCGGUCGUGCUAUUCAGCACUUGGCUGUCUCGAUGCUCGAGCUCGAUGUCGUAGCCAUCGUACUGUGUACCUUUCCGACAUUCUACUUCUGGUUCCAUAAGCCCCUCGACGUUGACACGACGGAGACAUUACAUCUCGUAGGAUCACUCCGACUAAGAGAUGUACUGGCUUUAGCAGGGGACGCAGCCAAGCAGCCUUCCAAUCUCACUCCACUCGACUUCAUCAAUCCGCCUCCAGAUCCUUACCAAAUCCUCGAUCCUAUAAUGUGGGGCUUCGAGCAUUUAAUUCCAGUUGGUAACCAUUCAAAAAAUGUCCCGAUAACUCGAUUUAAAGACACCUCGCGUGCAAAUCCGGGGAAGGUGACCCCAUCCGAGAUUGGGGUUUCUACGAUCAUAUCACUCACUUUCAUCUUAAUUCACUUUGUUGCGUGGGACUUCAACUAUCCAACGCAGUUAGAACGAGAUCUCUCGCGAGGCGCCUGCCUACUACUUAUCGGAUGUGGAUUCUCUUUCGGUAACCUUUGGAUCUUGAUGAACUGGCAACUCCCCAAUCUUUGUCGAUUGGCAGGUAUUGCGCAAGUCAAUACCGUUACAGAAUUCAUCGAUGAGAUACAUCCGUUCUUCCAGUACGCUCUCAACGUGACGCAUAUGGGGUCAUAUGGUAUCGCGCGGACUUUUAUCAUUGUAGAAGGUUUCGCUGGUCUUAGAGCCCUUCCUGCGAGUAGCUUCCGUAGUGUGGAAUGGUCGGACCUGUUGCCUCAUAUAUAG
Messenger RNA from Alternaria novae-zelandiae, 1272 nucleotides. RefSeq lists its product as uncharacterized. The record is from RefSeq and is a predicted model, not a curated record. The transcript has a single exon. NCBI's taxonomy places the organism in Eukaryota, Fungi, Ascomycota, Dothideomycetes, Pleosporales, Pleosporaceae. The coding region runs from base 1 to 1272 and encodes 423 amino acids.